UUUGAUGAUGUACAUGUGAACUUCACUGGGGAAGAGUGGAAUUUGCUGGAUCCUUCCCAGAAGAAUCUCUACAAUGAUGUGAUGCUGGAAACCUACAUGAACCUCAAAGCUAUAGGCUAUAAUUGGGAAGACCAUCAUCUUGAAGAACAUUGUCAAAGUAUUAGAAGACAGGAAAGGCAUGUGAGAAAUAAUACUGGAGAGACACCCUAUGAGUGUUAUCAAUCUGGUAAAGCCUUUAAAAGAUCCAGUCAUCUCCAAUAUCAUAAAAGAACACAUACUGGAGAGAAACCUUAUGAACAUAAUCAAUGUGUUAAAGCCUUCGCAAGACCAAGUAAUCUCCAAAGACAGAAAAUGACACAUACUGGAGAGAAACCUUAUGAAUGUGAUCAGUGUGGUAAAGCCUUUGCAAGAAGGAGUUAUCUCCAAUAUCAUAAAAGGACACAUACUGGAGAGAACCCUUAUAAAUGUAAUCAAUGUGGUAAAGCCUUUGCACAGCUUAGUCAUCUCAAAUACCAUAAAAGUACACAUACUGGAGAAAAACCUUGUAAAUGUAAUCAAUGUGGUAAAGCCUUUUUAUUUCACAGUCAUCUCCAAAGACAUAAAAUGACACAUACUGGAGAGGAGCCUUUUGAAUGCAAUCAGUGUGGUAAAGCUUUUGCCCGUCACAGUGAUCUCCAAUAUCAUAAAAGAACACAUACUGGAGAAAAGCCUUAUGAAUGUAAUCAAUGUGGUAAAACCUUUUCUUGUCACCGUAGUAUUCAAAUACAUAAAGGGAUACAUACUGGAGAGAAACCUUAUAAAUGUAAUCAAUGUGGUAAAGCCUUUGCACAGCUUAGAUAUCUGAAAUACCAUAAAAGAACACGUACUGGAGAAAAACCUUAUAAAUGCAAUCAAUGUGGUAAAGCCUUUUCAUUUCACAGUCAUCUCCAAAGACAUAAAAUGACACAUACUGGAGAGAAGCCUUUUGAAUGCAAUCAAUGUGGUAAAGCUUUUGCCCGUCACAGUGAUCUACAAUAUCAUAAAAGAACACAUACUGGAGAGAAGCCUUAUGAAUGUAAUCAAUGUGGUAAAGCCUUUUCUUGUUACAGUAGUAUUCAAAGACAUAUUAGAAGCCAUAGUGGAGAGAAACCCUAUGAAUGUAAUCAAUGUGGUAAAGCCUUUGCAAGACCAAGUAAUCUCCAAAGACAUAAAAUGACACAUACUGGAGAGAAAACUUAUGAAUGCAACCAAUGUGGUAAAGCCUUUCAAAAGCGCAGUACUUUCCAAUAUCACAAAAGAACACACUCUGGAGAGAAACCUUAUGAAUGCAAUCAAUGUGGUAAAACCUUUUCAUGUCACAGUGUUCUCCAAAGACAUAAAAUGACACAUACUGGAGAGAAACCUUAUGAAUGUAAUCAAUGUGGUAAAGCCUUUGCAAGACUGUAUAAUCUCCAAAGACAUAAAAUGAUACAUAUUAGAAAGAAAACUUAUGAAUGCAAUCAAUGUGGUAAAGCCUUUGCACAGUGCAGUACAUUCCAAUAUCAUAAAAUAACACACACUGGAGAUAAACCUUUUAAAUGUAAUCAAUGUGGCAAAGACUUUUCACAGUGCAAUACAUUCCAAUAUCAUAAAAGAACACAGACUGGAGAUAAACCUUACGAAUAUAAUCAAUUUGCAAAAGCCUUUUCAUAUCACAGUGUUCUCCGUGGACAUAAAAUGACACAUACUGGAGAGAAAUCCUAUAAAUGUAAUCAAUGUGGUAAAACCUUUGCAAGAUCCAUUGAUCUCCAAAGACAUCAAAUGACACAUACUGGAGAGAAAAUUUAUGAAUGUAAUCAAUGUGGUAAAGCCUUUGCAAAGUGCAGUACUUUCCAAUAUCAUAAAAGAACACAUACUGGAGAGAAACUUUUUGAAUGUAAUCAAUGUGGUAAAACCUUUGCAAGAUCUGAUCAUCUCCAAAGACAUAAAAUGAUACAUACUGGAGAGAAACCUUAUGAAUGUAAUCAAUGUGGUAAAGCCUUUGCACAGCGCAUUUAUUUCGAAUAUCAUAAAAUAACACAUACUGGAGAGAAACCUUAUGAAUGUAAUCAAUGUGGUAAAGCCUUUGCAAUACCCAGUCAUCUCCAAUAUCAUAAAAGAACACAUACUGGAGAGAAACCUUAUGAGUGUGAUCAAUGUGGUAAAGCCUUUUCAAGUAACAGUCAUCUCAAAAGACACAAAAGAACACAUACUAGAGAGAAACCUUAUUAA
Apodemus sylvaticus (European woodmouse) is the source of this 2229-nucleotide messenger RNA. Its product is annotated as zinc finger protein 431-like. The transcript has 5 exons. Gene Ontology annotation, biological process: central nervous system development; regulation of transcription by RNA polymerase II. Gene Ontology annotation, cellular component: nucleus. The record is from RefSeq and is a predicted model, not a curated record. Gene Ontology annotation, molecular function: DNA-binding transcription factor activity, RNA polymerase II-specific; RNA polymerase II cis-regulatory region sequence-specific DNA binding. Bases 82 to 2229 code for a protein of 715 amino acids. Lineage: Eukaryota; Metazoa; Chordata; Mammalia; Rodentia; Muridae.